AGGAGCGACAACCACGACCACGACCACCAGAGAGCCUCAGAGCCAUGUCGGACUCAGACUCGGACUUCGACAAUGAGCUGCUGGAGCUCGCAGGCCAUCCAUCAGCCAAUAGACGCAAAGUCAGGGAAGAUUUCUCCGAUUCAGACGAAGAUGCAACAGAGACAGAAGAUGCCUUGCCGUAUCCACUUGAAGGCAAGUACAAAGACGAAGAAGAUCGUGCCCAUAUUCUUAGUCUAUCAGAAGUCACACGAGAGACAAUCUUGUAUGAACGUGAGGAGGAACGCAAUAGUCUACGAGAGCGACAACAGCUACAAGCUCGACUGAAGCAACAACAGCAACAGCAGCAAAAGCAAGAUAAGCAACAGACAGCACGUCGCUCUGCACGUGAGGCGACUACACCGAAAUCGUCAGCGUUGUCGGAAUUGAAGCGGAAACGAGAGGCAAAGACGAAACGUGCGGCGGAGGAUGAUGCGACACCUAGAAAACGCAGGGCGCCGUCAUAUAGCUCGGAUGAGGAUUCAGAGGAGGAAGGUGCGUUAUCUGAUGAGAGUGAGCAUGAGGUGCGUGGUGGACGCGGGAGAGCCGUUCACGGUGGCAGACGCGGACAAGCUACGCAACAAGCACAGCGGGAGCAAGAAGACAAGGAAGGCAGUCUACCGCUCACCUUCAAGGAUGCUUGCCAAAUUCGCAUGACGCGCAAGCAACUCGUCAAGUUCCUUUAUUACCCACAGUUUGCGGAUACAGUGCGGGACUGUUUCUUGAGAAUUGCAGUGGGUCAGGAUCGAGAGGGCAAGUCCUUGUAUCGGUUGUGUACCAUCAAGUCUGUUGCUGAAGCCUCGAGGCCGUACAGAUUGCCGGAUGGACAACUCUGUAACCGCACACUUGAGUGUGCGCAUGCGAAUGCGGUUCGGACGUUCGAGAUGACUUAUGUCUCUGAUACGGCCUUUAGUGAGCAAGAGUUUGAUCACUGGAAGCAGUCGAUGGAAAAGGACAAGUCAUCGCUUGUGAAAAAGCGUAAAGUCAAGACCAAGUUGCGAUCACUUGAAGCGAUGAAUGCGUUCCAGCUCACCGACAAGGAGAUUAGUGAGAUGAUUGCAGAACGCAGCAAGCUCUCCGCUAUCCCCAAGAAUGUGGCCCUUGAAAAGAUGCGAUUGCAGUCGCUCUUGUCUGAAGCGAGAGAUGUUGAGGAUUACGCACGAGCGGAUGAGAUUGCCUCACAGCUCAACAAGAUUGAGGAACUCACGCGUGAUCGUCGUGGUAAUGCAGAUUUGGAUAAGAUGUCCAAGCUCAAUCUGCGAAAUCGACAAAAGACCAUGGCAUCUGUGUCCAAGGCCGAGUUGGGGAAUGCCGAUAAGCGACGUGCUGCAGAGAGUAGUGGUUUGGCGACGGGAGAUCCCUUCUCUAGGCUCAAGACAAGGCCCAAGACAUUCUUUGAGAGUACGCCGGGGACACCUGCACCUGGCUCGCCGGGGCCCGUCGCUGCGACCUUGCCUGCUACUGCCGCAAGUGGAGGAGGUGUGACGAUUGUGCCGAAUGCAGGGAGUAGUCCAAGCAAGAAGGAGGGAGCAGGUCGGCCCAAGGGCGUUGAAGGGUUGAUUGGGGAGAUUGAGAUUGACUUGGACUUGUAGGUGAGUAGCUCAUAUCCUUGUACCUUAGGCCUCAUCAGAGUCAUCACCUGCUUGACGACUUCAUCACCAUGGACGACAAGAUCCAGCUGAUUGAAGACUGGCUCCGGCCACUCUACGAAGCACACUGUACUGCUCACAAGGAUACACCCAAACCACCGCCAUUCUUCCUAGGCCUCACAGGU
Molecule: messenger RNA, 1810 nt
Organism: Protomyces lactucae-debilis
Lineage: Eukaryota; Fungi; Ascomycota; Taphrinomycetes; Taphrinales; Protomycetaceae
Exons: 3
Coding region: 45-1628 (527 amino acids)
Cellular component (GO): Cdc73/Paf1 complex
Molecular function (GO): DNA binding; RNA polymerase II C-terminal domain phosphoserine binding
Source: RefSeq, a predicted model, not a curated record